Molecule: messenger RNA, 1125 nt
Organism: Rhizophagus irregularis DAOM 181602=DAOM 197198
Lineage: Eukaryota; Fungi; Glomeromycota; Glomeromycetes; Glomerales; Glomeraceae
Source: RefSeq, a predicted model, not a curated record
CUUGAAGUAUUGAAACAGCGUAUCGUUGAACUUGAGGCUAAGAAUGCCGAGCUUGAAGCAGAAAAAGCUGAACUUUUAAAGCGGAUUAUGGAGGAGAAUACUAGACGCGAUGUUAGAGUUGAGGAACUGGAGCAAAAAAAUAAGGAGCUUGAGACCAGACUUGCGAUAGUGGAACAGGCUUCCUUACCAGUGGAAGAGCAGUUGUAUAAUGAUAAUCCUUCUGACAAUAGUACAUCUAACUUUAAUUCAGUUGCGGAGUAUCAUGAGAAACCAUUGGUGGAUGUGGAAACAGAUAAUUCCUUUCCUGAAGAGGUUUGCUAUAAUAAGCAAGAAUUGGUGGCAACAGUACCUGCCAACUCUGCGAAGCGCCUUAAUGGCACAUCGUUGGAAGAGAAAGAUAUGAAUAGUUUCUUGCUUGAGGCUCAUAAGAAAAUCGUUAGUAGUGAAAUAAAGCAACGCAAUAAGGAGAAGAAAUUUUUACAAAUUCCCACGGUGAAUUCGAAAGUGAUGCAUGAUAUAAAAGUAGUUAACAGGUAUCCUGAAAAUUCAUAUGAGGAUGCGCAUCGGAUGAGUUUAGAAAUUUUGGAAGAGUUCGAAAAAACCGUUCCCUCAGGGAACGAUCAGAGUCAUGUGUCUUCAGUUAAGCCAGAUCUCGAAGUAUCCAUGGAGCAAGAUGAUGAGCAGGAAUCGAUAGAUAAAAAUCAAAUCAUAGAACAGGGUCUAAUACAAGAGCUGUGUGGUACCUUUGACAACUGUUCUGCCCAACACUUGUCCUAUCUAUUCGAUACAGCAAUAAAGUCUGGUCAGCAGGAAAUCUUAGACUGGUAUAAUUAUUCACUUGAAUUCGAGAGCAGGGUAGAUGCUCUUACUGAAACUCUUAAGGCUAGAAAACACCUCACGUUAUUUGGAAAAAAUGGAGUUGGAAUAGACAAAAUCAAGUUGGUCUCAUAUAGCGCAACUGAGAUUUCGAAACUAACUAAUGCACAAAUCCAAAAUGUUAUAGAUCAAGUAAAAAAAUAUAUUAGUGAUCAUCAGUGUCAUGUGACUUUGAAAACUGUUCCCUCAAGGAACGAUCAGAUUAAGGAUGAAAUGAGUACAUCGGCAAGUGUAUCAUCUGCAUCCUAA